Molecule: messenger RNA, 5338 nt
Organism: Protopterus annectens (West African lungfish)
Lineage: Eukaryota; Metazoa; Chordata; Ceratodontiformes; Protopteridae
Product: neurabin-1-like
Exons: 18
Coding region: 992-4924 (1310 amino acids)
Biological process (GO): calcium-mediated signaling; neuron projection development; actin filament organization
Cellular component (GO): cytoplasm; actin cytoskeleton; dendrite
Molecular function (GO): actin filament binding
Source: RefSeq, a predicted model, not a curated record
CACCACCACAGUGGGAAGAGCAGUGCGUGCGCGUUCCCCGUUGUUAGUACCGUACGAGCAGGCCUGUUAUAUCGCAGUGCUGUGUGCUACCACCAUGGUGCACGCGCUGUAUGCUCGUUAGAUUUUUAGGGAGCUGUGGAAAGAGGCAGUGAUGGCGUUGUGAAACAAAGUAUAAAGGAACAAGUUGUUGAAGUAAAAAGCCUUUGAGAAGGAUUCCAAUGUUUACUGUCAGUAAAUACGUGACAGAAAUUAACAGCGAAUAUCCUGAUGUAAAGUACUGAAAGUAGUUUUCCCAAGGAAAAUCAGUCUAUCGCGGACUGGGACGUGUUCCAGCAAUUGCCCGGAAACUGCUCCUUUUGCACUGACUCCAAAGUUACAAGCCGCUUCCCCUGAUGAUCCCGCUUUGUUUGAAACACGGCUGAAGUCACGGGCUUCUGGGAGUACUACGGGGGAUCGCUUUGUUUGGAAGCGUUACUGAGUGGGACUGGGACUUUGGAUUCCGGAUUUAGUGGAGGGACUGUCGAAGUUUCUACUGUGUUUACCUUCCCCAAGGGAGAGAAUGUAUAUGUAUACUAAGUAGCACUCUGUGAAAACCUGACAACCGUAAUAUGUUUAGAGGAGGUGUUAACUAGAUGGAACACCAUAACUCAGGAGUUACUUGUGCCUUUGAAUUCCGUUUUCCGGAUUCUUUUGUAAUGCUUUGCUGUAGUUUGAACCUUUACUUAUGUUCAGCACUGCACCAUGCGGACUAAGUGUUAUAGUUUAUUACACGUGAGAAGUUUUGAAGGUAACAUGCUGCUUUAAGUUUGGAUACCCAUCUGGACAUUUGUAAGCACAGCAGGCAGAUGUUUAGAUUUUAAUGGAUCAAAGAAUGUUGGCAGCCUUGAAACAAUAAUAUUAAAGCAUUAAUGUGCCUGUAUAAGUGGAGGCAUUUGCACAAAGCAACUUUUGUCACGGUGGCUAUUCUUGAGUUAACAUUUAAGUGUUCAACAUGAUCAAAACAGAAUCCAAGGGAGAGAGGGCAUUCAGAAGCGCUUCACCUCACAGAAAUGCAUACAAAUCGGACUUUCAGGCUAUCAAAUGCUCUUUUGAGAGUGCGAGAACAAAUAAAACAGCUAAACCAGGAUCUCGUUCACCAAGAACAAAUGGGUCAACUGACAACGGAGAGGACGCAAGAGGGAGGCCUUUUUCUGGUAACCGUGUCAAUAAAAUUAGACACAUGUUUAUGCAGAUGGGGUCACCCCCAAACGAAGUCCCCGGCGAAUCCAAAUUGACUGCUAAAUCUGACCUUCAGCCAAGUUCACCAACAAGUCCUGUCAAUAAUAAUAAAUCUUGCCUGUUCGACGUUAGUCCUACCGAUGGUAGUUUUCCUGAACAGGUCGUACAGAACGAAGAUGAUGAUUUUGACAAGGCAGCACUUGCUGAGAAGUUUUCUGAAGCAAGGAAGCUAUUUGAAAGAAAUAUUAAAGAUCAGAGCUCCAAUCCAAAUGUACACCGGUUACCAGCAGCAACCCUUUCAGGUCAGAAGGGGAAGGCGUUGUUUGACAUCUCAGACAGAAAAGAUGCAAAUACAAGUGCCUUAUCCAGGACUCCUACAGCGUCCGUUGGUGAUGAACCUAGUAGUAGUGACGUAAAAACUUCCCAUAGGCCAUCUCUCAAUGCGGGACCAAUUUCCAGGAGAUUAGAAAGUUUUUUGGCUGAUAGUGACGGAGAAGAUUCUACUAAACAAUCUAACAAAGAUUCACAGGUACACCAGUCUGCCCAAGAUGGCCAGGAAACUGUCAGUUCCAGAACUUCUGAUAGCUCUCUGUUCCUUAGCCCUGGUGGAGAGGAUUCUUCUGAAACAGUGUCCUCUUCAGUGUUAAGCAGAGAGCAGAAAAACUCAUUCAGUUGUUCAGAAACCAGUGAAAAUGGUUGUACUGGAUCUGUUUCUAGACCAAGUAAUGAUUCAAGCAGUACUGCACUUGGUACCAAUGUUGCAAUGGUUCGAGCGGAGUUGGUGGUUGUACAGAAUGAAACUUCUGAGAGUGAGGAUGAUAGUGUUGAAGAACUAGAGGAUGUUUUUAUUUCUGAAUCUGAGUCUGCAAAACAGAUACCCAGAGAAGUGGAGAAAAAUUUGAGAUUUUUAGAUUUGAAAGCAGGUGAGAUGCAGCAAAGUAAUCAAGAGAAGACACUAGACGAGGAUUUAAAUGAAAAGGGAGAUGAUGAUGAAGAGGAGGAAGAAAGCGAGGUAGAAGAAGAGUCAAAUAUAUGCCAUAAAAAUUUUGCUUCAAGAAUUUGUGGAAUAGAAAAUGCCGCAUUUGUCGAUGAUAGGGAUACAGAAUCUGUGUAUCAGUCCACUCCAAUAAGAAAGUAUCAAGAGAGUUUUGAAGAAGAUCCUGAGGAAUAUUUUGUGGAUUAUGAUUGUGAAGAAAUACCUGGUCUUUCCGAUGAUGAGGAUGUGGAGCCAAAACAAAUGGUUAAGUUCUCAACUGCACCUAUCAAGGUCUACAAAACCUAUUCCAAUGAUGAUUAUGAUAGACGGAAUGAAGAAGUUGAUCCAGUGGCUGCAUCUGCAGAAUAUGAGUUGGAGAAGAGAGUGGAGAAAAUGGAUGUAUUUCCUGUUGUUAUUGAGAAAGGAGACAGUGGCUUAGGAAUUAGCAUUAUUGGAAUGGGUGUUGGUGCAGACCAAGGACUGGAAAAACUGGGAAUUUUUGUGAAAACAGUUACUGAAGGUGGGGCUGCUCAUAAGGAUGGACGCAUUCAAGUAAAUGAUCAGAUUGUUGAAGUUGAUGGCGUUAGUUUAGUUGGAGUUACUCAGAAUUUCGCAGCCACUGUUCUGAAAAACACUAAAGGUGCAGUUAGUUUUCUGAUUGGACGAGAAAAGCCAGGGACUCAGAGUGAGGUAGCUCGGCUCAUCAGUGAAACCCUAGAACAAGAGAGAAAUCAAGACUUGCUAGAGCAGCAGUAUGCCAUGAAUGACCUGGAUACUGAAGAUCAGCAAUGUGACUUUGAAUACAUCGAAGAUGCAAUAGAAUCAGGUUACAAUGGAGAGAGCAUUGAAGUAUUCGAUCUACCUGAAAGUGAAAAUAUUGGUUUGCCACUAGAUAAAAAUGCUGGACAUCUUGCUCUUAAAUUUAGAGAGCUGCAAUUGAAACACGCAAUAACAGCAGUUGAAGUAAACCAGUUAAAAGAAAAAUUGAAGGAUACUGAAUCUGAACGUGCUGAAUGGGAAACAACCAAAUCUCGACUUCACCAAAUUGUAGAAGAAAGCAAGGAAAAAGCGAAGAAACUUGAAACAAAUUUAUUAGACGCAAAAACCUUGUACACCACGACUAAUGAACAGCUAAAAGAAAUCCAGGGACAGUAUGAUGCAUUAGAGAAGAAGUACAAUAAGGCUAAGAAGCUGUUGAAGGAUUACCAGCUGAAAGAAUCAGAUUUUGUUAAAAAGGAAAAUGAGUACAGCAAAAUUCUCAAGGAAAAGGAUGAAGAGCAAUCAGUACAAAUAAAGCUACUUAAUGAAAAGAUUGCAGAUCUUGAAGACAGAUUAAAGUUACUGGAAGAAUUACCCAAGGUAAACGACAGUAGUCCGCUUACAAACUUAAAAGAUGGGGAAUCCAGAGAAAUUGCAUUAUGCAACAUGGAUCAACAGGAUGUGCAGGAAAACACAGCCGUGGACACUAAAGAUGAAGAGAAGAGCUUGGUGGUAGCAAACAGCUGCCUUUCUGAUUUUGAUGUAGCUGUACCGGAAACUGCAAGAUUAGACAUCAGCGCAUGCAAGUCAAAAGCUCAGCUGGCUCAGAAAGUGAAGCGCCAACCACCAUCUUGGCUUAGACUACGAGAGUUCCUUCAAGUGGAUGAACUUGAACAAGAAAUGAAGGAGGAAGAUGAUGAAAAUGUUUUGAAAAUCGAAACACUUCCUGUUCAUGAAGUAGCAGAUGAAGAAAUAAUUUUGCAGAUGUCUGUACCAUGUCAUACAGAAGAACAUAAAACUGAAAGCAUGGAGUCUGCUGAGAAUAUAUUCAGUCUACGUGAUACAAGUCCCUCUACAUCUUCACAGUCUUCUCCAGUCCAUGGAAUAAACAGUGAAAAAACAUCAAGUGCAACUGUUUCGCAGUCACAUGGGACUGUUGCUUCCAGUUCUCCCACAGGUUUUCUUAGAAAUGCAAAAAAAAGGGAAUCAAAAGGCAAAGGAAAAGAAACUAAAGAUGACAAGAAAAGUGAGGACAAAACCGUAGAAGCAAAUGAAGGCUCAUCAGGUACGGGGAAGACAAAGAAACGAUUUCCUGAUUUUGGUGGUCUACGGAAAUCUGGUGGCAAAGGAAAGAAGGGUGACAAGGAAAAUCAUAGAGGCUCAUUUGAAAGUCGAGGCUCAAGAGACAUGCUGGAAAGCUGUGAUAGUAAUUUGUCACCAUCAGAUUCUAUUUCCUCGAUCCCCACCUGCAUGCCAUUUUCUUGGUUUGGUGACAGUCACAAGGACUCCCACUCAACCAGUGCACAUGAUAUUUCACAUGAACAAAACCAGGAGAAGAACAAAACAAAGAGCAGUCUGUCCUGGUCUUCUUUAUUCAGUCGUUCAAUAGAUUUGGUAUUAGAUGAUUCAUUGACAACUACAAAACAAAAUCAGUGGCAGAACAGAUCGGUUUCUGAAUGGACAAGUCAGCAAGUUUGUCACUGGCUGAUGGGAAUGAACAUGGAACAAUAUACCUCAAAGUUUAUUGCUAUGAAUAUAGAUGGACAACAGAUGAUGCAGCUAGAUAGUGACAAGUUAAAAGCUUUGGGAGUUUCCAGUCAAACUGACAGAGCCACAAUCAAGAAAAAGCUUAAAGAAAUAAAGAAAGCACAAGAGAAAAUGGAUAAACAACGAGAGAAGGUUCAAAAGAAGGAGAAGGAAAGCCAGAAGAGAGGUGGCAAGCAAGCAGCUGUUUUAGAGUCAAGUUGCUAAACUAGAUUGUUGAAUUGUAGCGCACCAAAUUAUAUAUAAUGUUGUAAAACUACUUUAUUUGUAUAUAUUGUACAGUAAAGAAAUAUUAGGUACUGAUAAAAUAGAUAUUUUUACAUAGUAUUUCAUAAAAUUAAUCAUUUUCUUAGGGUACCAACGGUUUCUUAAAUGAUUCAAAAUAUUUAAAUUUUCUACUUAAUUAACAUCAGUAGAUUAAAUAUGACUUUUUAAUUGACAGUGGUUUCAUUUUAGGAAACUAUGAUGUUAGAUUGUUCCUGAGACAUUACUUUGUUAAAAUUGCUAUAUUUCAAAGGCUGGUGACCUUUUACUGUACAAUGCAUUAGAGUAUAUUUUCCACGGUACAUUAUUCUGUCUGUAAUUUAUUUCACAUUCUUUCCAUAAAGGCUUUUUGCCAUA